AUGACCCUGGAAAGGCCAAUCCACAUGAAGCUCCAAAAUAAUUCCAAACUGUGGAUGCUAUAUGGCCAUUGGAAAAUAAAUGUUCAAUUGACUCCUCAGAUGCCGAAUAACAGCAAAAACACUUUGAGGCCAACCCAGAAGGGAGAGAUUGGAUCUUCAUUGGUCACAGAGUGGUUUGAGCCAAGUGAUGAAUCCAGGGAUGCCAGAGAAGCAGCAGAGAGGGCGUUGGACUUUUUAACUGGAUGGAUGUUGGAACCACUGGUGUUUGGAGAAUUAUCCAUUCAUCAUGAAGGCUUUGGUGGGAGAUGCGCCCCAAGCAGUGAAGUUUUUGUGUACCCGCAAGGUUUGGGGCAUGCUCUGGAAUACAUAACCAAAGAAUACAACAAGCCCAAGGUAUACAUAACUGAGAAUGGCUAUCCGCAAGCACGAGAUGAUUCCAUCCCAAUCGAGACUACUCUCCAGGACGAUGCUAGAAUUCAGCAUAUUCUUACUCAUCUCCGAGUUGUUUCAGAAGCCCUGAAGAAGGGAGUAAAUUUUAAAAGUUAUUUUAUGUGGUCAUUGAUGGAUUGCCUGGAAAUGGGCUCUGCUUAUAAUGUUCGUUACGGGCCUUGCGGCCUCUACUACACAGAUUACAACACUUUAGACCGUAUUCCUAAAAAACAAAAUAAUGACGAUGAUUAUAUUUCAGACGAAGACUUUGAUAUAGAUCCAGUACCUAUUAGAUACUUUAAUAAUGGAGUAGAAGUUGACGAUUCUGAUUGGCACUAUCCAUCUCCUUAA
Messenger RNA from Coffea arabica (coffee), 780 nucleotides. The record is from RefSeq and is a predicted model, not a curated record. NCBI's taxonomy places the organism in Eukaryota, Viridiplantae, Streptophyta, Magnoliopsida, Gentianales, Rubiaceae.